This is a messenger RNA of Notechis scutatus (mainland tiger snake), 1173 nucleotides long. NCBI's taxonomy places the organism in Eukaryota, Metazoa, Chordata, Lepidosauria, Squamata, Elapidae. The record is from RefSeq and is a predicted model, not a curated record.
AUGGAGGAGGAGGAGGAGGAGAAGAAGAAGAAAGGUCUUCCGUGUCAAGCUAUGCACCAUGCAAAUUCAGCGAAAUAUAUCCUCCUCUCCCUAAGGGAUGAUACUCCUCCAGCAUCCUCAGAGGAAAAAGGAACUAUUUUGAGCACCUUUGUGACAAUCUACUACACCUUGGGCAUGGCAAAUCUGAUGCAGAAAGACACCAAAGAAUGUUACUGCAACCUGCAGAAGGCUGAAAAAUGCCUAGAAGAAUUUCAGGGGUUAGAUUGGAAAAGAGCUGCCAAACUUAAAGUAUGCACCAAAGACACUUGUGGCACUUGGCAGGAGUCUGUCUUAGAAGGGAUCAUCUUACCUUACAUGAAUCUUUGCCUCCUUCCAGGAUACCUGCACACAAUGUGUUCUUCCCUGACAUUGAUGGGCAGCAUACUGAAACUUCCAAAGCUGAAGAUGAAGCAGCCCAUAAGCUUGUAUUGUGAAGAAGAACAAAAAGGCAGGGCAAGUUUUCAGAAAAACAAAUUAGAUUUGGCAUCCAAGUAUUUUGAGAAGGCGGUUGAUUAUCUCAUUUCAACAGAAGGAGAUGUGGCUGCUAUGUAUAUAUUUCAUGCAAAAUACACCGCACUUGUUUUUCUAGAGGCUGCUGAAAGGUAUUUCAACGAGAGCUUGGUAGCCUACAAGGAAGCAUUAGGAAUGGACCAUCCUCAGACAAUCAGUGCCCUUAAAGUCUUCAGCAAGUGGACUUGCUGGAAAAAGAAAGCCUAUGAAUUACUCAAAGAGUCCUUUAAAACUCAACAAAAUCCCUGCAAUUAUUUUAAUAAGCAGGCAGCUGAACGAUUAUAUAUUAUGGGCUGCAUUUGUCUAGCGGAGGAGAAAAUAAGUGAGGCCUAUCAGCUGCUCAGUAAGAUAAUUACUAACAAAAUGUGUGUGCAGAUUCAGACUGCUAUUUAUGGGUCCCACCACAAGGAAACUAAAGAGAUACAAGAGCUACUAGAUAUGAUGAAUAGGAUUGCAGGGGAACAGAAAUUGACCAAGUGUCUAAAACAGGAUAAAAAGCCAAUGCUAAUUUGCUCCAUCCCAGAUCUUUAGGCAACACAGGACUGGAAAAGAAGACCGGAAAAGAUAUGCCUAAUAUACAAGAGAAAUUGACCUAUAAAUUCUUGAUUACAUUUCUGCAACACA